AUGGCCUCUGGAUCCGGUGCCGACAAGAAGGCAGAGAAAUCAACUUGGGCUUCUGCAGUGGAUUCCAUCAACCCGUGGUCCGUCAGCCGAAGCUCGACACCGACCCCGACACCAAAAGAGCAGCCACCAGCGCCUCCUACGCCCAAGCCGGCUCCCCAGGGAGGCGACCACAGCAUCAACCCCAUAUACGGCAUCAGUACCAGGAAGUAUCCUCCGGACUGUCCUCCAGUUAAGGUCCAGUGGUUCCAUGCUGUUGAUGUCCCCAAGCGAAAGCCACAGCUCAUCAAGGGCAAACGGAAACCCGACGAAAAGCCACCCCAACCUCCCAAGAAAUGGGUCCCAUUCUCCAACAACGACACGCGAUCCAUCGAGGCUGCAUACCAGGGCGUUCUAGAGAGCACAGAAAUCGAGCGGGAGCGAAGCAACUCGGGCCCAACCAGGAACUUUUCAGGCCCGCGGAGGGCAUUCACUUCAGACUCUGAAGAGAGCGAUACACAAGGUGGAACUAAGGUCCCGGUUAAUGAAGAUUUUCUCUUCGACGUCGACAUAGAAAAACGAGAGCUCGCCCCAGUCUACUGGCUGGGUCCUGUCUACGAUGUGCGCCGUGGAAGCUGGUUCUACCAGGAGGGCUCGAACCUUCGUCCCUGCGAGGAGAAUCUCGCUGCGCAACUGGAGGAGGGAUAUCUCAAGUGCAAACCCUGGCUCUAUCCUGCCCCAAGAAUCCGAAGCGACCCAAAAUCAAAGAAGGGAGACGUGACACCGAAGGGAUCGGUCGAUAACCUCCGGGCCCAGGCCGCUGCGCAAGCCGACCCAUCUUUGAAACCGCAGGGGCCACCGCAAACACAUCGGCUGUUUGGUGCUUGGAUGAACUCGGUAACAACGUAUCAGGACUCUACAACAGCAUGGCUCAAUUCCGAUGGCGUUUUGUCAUGGGUGACCUCGACUAUGUAUGAACGCUUCGCUGGAGGCGGCUACAUGAGUGGCGUUAAGCUUGUCCGUGGAUACACAGAGCCCGGCAAGACCAAGCCAAAAACAGACUCUUCCAAGGACGAGAAGGCGCCGACUACACCAACUGACAACAAGAACACGGAGGAACAGCUCGACAAGGCAAGAAAACGUAGGUCUGCGCCACCGACGACAAGGUCCGACUCCAUCGACAUAGCACGUUCGAGCGGGGAGGAAGAGGGAACAGGCCAAACAGCAAUUGAGAUCAGAGGGGAUAGUCUCAAGCGGCAGAUAUCGUCGUUGCUUGAGAGCGAAAACCGCGAUGUCGACCGGGAGGAAGAAGCCGUGAGGAAGAGGGAGGAAAAGGAAAUACAGGAUGACUACAACGCACCAGCCGGCGAGACACAGGGGCGUGAGAUUGAGCACCUUGUCCUGAUUACUCACGGUAUUGGCCAGUUGCUUGGACUGCGAAUGGAGAGUGUCAACUUCGUCCACGAUGUCAACACGUUGAGGAAGACGAUCAAGUCUGUCUACACUACUUCUGAGGAUCUCAGGGCCCUCAACUCAGAAAUUGGCGGAGGUCCAGGCAAUUCUCGUGUGCAGGUGUUGCCCGUGUGCUGGCGUCACUUACUGGACUUUCCCAGAAAACGUGAGGAGAAGAAGAGCGAGCAGGACAUCGGCCUUGCGACGACCGAAGAAGACGAGUAUCCUUCCCUCGACGACAUAACGAUUGAAGGCGUGGCAUUUGCACGAUCGCUUAUAUCUGAUUUGGCAUUGGACGUCCUCCUAUACCAGAGCGCUUACAGAGAACAGAUCUCCGAGAUUGUGUUCAAAGAGGCCAACAGGAUAUACAACCUUUUCGUUGAGAGAAACCCUGGCUUUAAGGGCAAGGUUCAUAUCAUGGGUCAUUCCCUCGGGUCUGCAAUCAUGUUCGAUAUUCUGUGCCGCCAGCAAGAGAUGAAGAAACAAGUUGAGCAGUCCAAGAACCCGCUCAGAAUCUGGCCAUCCGAAGCUCGGAAGCCCGCGACAAAAGACCCUCGAGACUUGACAUUCGACUUUGAGGUUGAUGACUUCUACUGCCUCGGCUCUCCGAUUGGAUUAUUCCAGAUGCUGAAGGGACGAACAAUCUCUGCCCGCCAUCUCACAGGUGGCCUACCAGCGAACAGUCCUUUUGAUCCAGACUCAGCCGACGAUCCCUUCCGCACGACGCCUCUAGCAGUCGACCACCACCGCAUUUCCCCUGUCACAGGACUGCCGUAUUCUGUGUCUUCGCCUAAAGUGUCCCAGAUGUUCAAUAUUUUCUACCCGGCCGAUCCAAUAUCCUACCGUAUCGAGCCCCUCAUCUCACCCGCCAUGUCCUCUUUGAAGCCUCAAAACUUGCCCUACACCAAGAAAGGCAUCUUCGGUGCUGUGGCUCCCCAGGGCAUCUCAGGCAUCGGUGCCAAGGUCGGGCAAAGUGUCAGCGGCCUGUGGGCGAACAUUAGUGCCGGGCUGGCUAACAAUCUAUUAAACCGCAGCCUGGGGCUGACCCACGAGGAUGUUGCGCAAAUUACCGCCUCACAGCAGCAGCAGCAGCAGCAACAGCAGCAGCAUACGCCAAGCCCAGGAGCUGGGACCAACAUCUCCACGUCGUCUGGCGUAAUCUCUCGGCAGGACUCGUCCACAAGCCUCAGCCAAAAGGCGGCGGAGCGCAAGAGGCAGCUGGCCGAGGAUCAGGGCGGUCGCAAGAGCAUCAGCGGGAACGAUAUGACACUUCUGGACGACGACCUGGAGACGUUGUACAGCAAGUUCCAGAAGGGCAGGGCGGACAAGAUCAAAGAAGAGGGCGGUGCACAGGACGAGACGGAAAGGGAGGACUGGCUUGCGCAGGAGAACAAGGCGGCGCGGGUGCGCAAGGAGGAGAUGAAGGUGCGAGCGCUCAACAGGAACGGGCGGGUCGACUACAGCAUCCAGGAGGGCGCUCUGGACUUCAACCCGAUGAACACAAUCGCCAGCCACAUGGCGUACUGGGCGGAUGAGGACGUGGCACACUUCAUCAUGAGCCAGCUGCUCUCCAGGAAGGGGGAGGGCAGUGAUGCAGGGAGGAGGUGA
Molecule: messenger RNA, 3036 nt
Organism: Diaporthe citri
Lineage: Eukaryota; Fungi; Ascomycota; Sordariomycetes; Diaporthales; Diaporthaceae
Exons: 5
Coding region: 1-3036 (1011 amino acids)
Cellular component (GO): cytoplasm
Molecular function (GO): glycerophospholipase activity; metal ion binding
Source: RefSeq, a predicted model, not a curated record